Suillus fuscotomentosus is the source of this 2115-nucleotide messenger RNA. RefSeq lists its product as uncharacterized. The transcript has 6 exons. The record is from RefSeq and is a predicted model, not a curated record. Lineage: Eukaryota; Fungi; Basidiomycota; Agaricomycetes; Boletales; Suillaceae. Gene Ontology annotation, biological process: protein phosphorylation. Bases 1 to 2115 code for a protein of 704 amino acids. Gene Ontology annotation, molecular function: protein kinase activity; ATP binding.
AUGGCCACCCCUCAUACACCACCAUCACAGAAGUCACAGCUACCACCGCCAGAUACAGCCCCAAUCCCUCGCGAUACCUCACAAUCCGAUUAUCGCACGGGAGAUCUGAAGCUAGGCCGCGAGGCCGUUCUCGCUGAUUUAGGAAGGUAUCUGCAGGUCCCGUUCGUUUCCCUAGCAAAUUGUAUUGGUUCCAUGCCUUCCCCGCAACGUCUGCAGGAUAUGCGCGACGACUUAAUUCAGAGGGAGAUUCUCACCGACAACGACCUGAAAUGGAAGGCCUUCAUUCCACCUGCGAACUCGAAGAGGUCCGAAGAGGAGACAUUCGAGCCCCUCAAGGAAAUCAUCUCUGGAAUCUUGAACCAAGUCCCGAAUUGUGGAGUAUCCUACCUAUCGAUUCCAAAUGAAACGCCCCUCUCAGAGCGCCGCAAUACUUCCCGGCCGGAUGGAUACCUUGUGCGGGCGAACGAUCGAGCUGCACCCAGGAUGCAUUGGUUCGAUAUUGGUGUACCCUUUGAAUUCAAGAAGGGACAGGAUGCCAAAGCUGUCCACGAUAACGAACACAAGAUAAUCUGGAGCCUUCACAAUAUCAUGCGCGAGGACCCCUGUCGUCGGUUUGCCUUCGGUAUCACAAUCGAGGACACGCAGUUGAGACUGUGGCUUAGUAAUCGUGGGUUCCUCGCAGUCACAGAGCCUAUCAACUGCUUCGAGUUACGCUUCCUUAUCAUGCUGUAUAACAUUGAUGGUGUGAUCUCUCUCUUUUAUGCUCUUGGAUUUGCGUCUGCGUCUACCUCCUUGAAAGGGCUCGGAUGGGAUCCCACUGUCGAGCGGAUCUAUGUAGGAGGGAAAAUGCAAUACAAGUUCACAGUAGGGGACGAAGGAUUCACCACGACACGGGAACUUGCCACCUACGGCGCGGACUCUAUGGUUGGGCGUGGAACCCGUGUGUACGAAGCCACGGACGCUAAAGGGAAGAAGGUUGCCAUCAAAGAUUCAUGGAGAGAAAUUGACCGCCAAUCUGAGGGCGAGAUUCUAGAAAAAAUCUUGGCCUCCUGCGAGAAGAAGCUGGGAGCGGAGGAUUUUGCCGAUGCCAAGAGACACUUCGUUGGAGUCCGGCUUUGGAAGGAUGUCACAAUCGACGAUGCCUCGGAUGAGACGGUAAACCCGGUGGUCGGAGAUGAGUAUGAUGGCACCUGGAAGUGGAAACAUAUUGAUAUCGGUCCCAUCCUCUCCGAAAGGCUACAUUUAUCUGCUACGGGCGACGUACCUGACAGUGGUAAACUAUCUGCCUUCCUUCCCGCACAACUGGGCAUUGUUAGGCGAAAGGAAACACGAAUCCCACAGAGAGUCCACGCGCGCAUCGUUUUCCAUGAUGUUGGAGUCAAUGUCAAGGAUCUAGUCCUAAUCUCUCUGGCCGACACCCUGAGUUGUUUGUCUGGCGGACUGAAGGGCCUAUAUUAUUUGCAUAAAGCAGGUUGGAUUCAUCGCGAUUUCAGCGUCGGGAACGUGAAUUGGGUAGGGGGUAUCGGCAAACUGGGUGACUUCGAGUACGCGAAAGAGAUCAAUUCAAACAUUUCUCACGACGUUCAAACGGGAACAAUGCAUUUCAUGGCGAUAGAAGUAGAACAUCUGAAGUACAUUUUCCCACGAACUCCCCCUCCACCUGGUGAUACAGAUGUCGUGUCCCUCCCUCCAUUCCGCAUGAACUUCCUGCACGACAUCGAAUCUCUGAGACAAUACCAGCUGGCUUUCCCUGGUGCGAUUCGCCAGCAAACACGCCAGAACUUCUUCACUCUCACCAUACAACUUCACAACACCUGCAGAUCUAUCCUUUCAGAUAGAUGCUUUAGGGUUUGCAAGGAUAUUGCGCAGUUUGCAUAUACUCUCAAAGAGAGUUAUGAAAAGGCAGAGAAAAAGUACCCCUCGCUCAUGCUUGAUGACUCCCUUCGGGAAGAUAUGCAUACAAAAGCCGCAGAAUAUCUCGAUAAUGCGCAAAAAAUCGCUGGUGAUAUCAAACUUUGUCGGCUCUUCAACCUUCUCAAGCAGAAGAGGCCCCUAGAAGAAGGCGAAACGUCGCCUACGCUAGCUAAUGCGGGGAAGAGGAUCCGACAGGGUUGA